AUGUCGGCAAGGUCAUGUGUUGUGCUCAUUGGCACGUGCGAUACAAAACUCGAAGAGCUCCUGUUCCUGCGAGAUGAAAUAACACGCGCUGGGACCAAGGUCCUGUUCAUUGACGUCGGACGCAAACCAGUGCAAUAUGAUUCCAUCGACAUUCGGCAGGAUCAGCUCAUGCGAGAUUAUGCCGACGACGCAAAAGUCGAUGGCUUGCCACGAGGGGAAGUGAUAAAGAUGAUGGCUGGAUGCGCAACAAAAGCUGUCAAACAGCUGUAUGACCAGGGAUACAUACACGGGAUCAUAUCAGCUGGAGGCUCAGGUGGCACUUCACUCGCAGCAGAAGUCAUGAGAAAUGCUUUGCCAAUUGGGUUCCCGAAGAUGAUCGUUUCUACAAUCGCAAGUGGCGAUACUGGACCUAUUGUUGAAGAGACGGAUAUUACUCUCAUGCCAUCUGUCGUCGACGUGUCCGGCCUGAACGAGAUCCUGCGAAGAGUUCUGAGUAACGCUGCUCAGGCGAUAGUGGCCAUGUCGCAGAGUUAUCCGUCACCUUCUCGGAACCCAUAUCGACAGACAGCGAAGAAAAAGCGGGUGGGCAUUACUAUGUUUGGUGUGACCACUCCAGCUGUAGACGCCAUCCGCAAGCACCUCGAGGAGAACUACGAUAUCGAAGCCUAUGUCUUUCACGCCACAGGCCAUGGUGGCAAGGCGAUGGAGCGACUUGUUCGUGAGGGCGGGCUGGACGCCGUGCUCGAUCUAACCACCACCGAAAUAUGCGACUUCUACACAGGAGGAGUCAUGAGCGCAGGUCCGCAUCGACUUGAAGCUGCUGCUCAAGCCGGUAUACCUAACAUCAUCUCCGUGGGCGCAACUGAUAUGACCAACUUUGGACCAAGAAAUACUGUACCAGAACGCUACACAGCCAGUCGCAAACUUUAUGAGCACAAUCCUGUCGUGACGCUGAUGAGAACUUCGAAGGAUGAGGCGGAGCAGGUGGGCAAGUUCAUUGUUGACAAGUUGACGAAACACGCAAAGGAUCCAAGCACGAUCCAAGUCUGGCUACCAACCGGUGGCAUUAGCAUGAUCGCAGUUCCCGGUGGUCCAUUUGAAGAUGGGGAAGCUGAUAGCAUUCUCUUCCAGACACUUAAAGACGGGUUGGCGAACAGCGGUAUCGAGGUCGUCGAGGACAAACGAGCUGUCAACGAGGAAGGCUUUGCGCAUGACAUUGCUGAAGCGCUCGUUCAGAAAAUGGGCUCGCGCACUACGCCCGGGUCAGGCGCCCUGCGCGAAAAUCCACCCUCAAGAUCAUGGUUGGACAAAGUAGGUUUGGUGGCGCAGUUUGCCAAGGUCUGGGCGGAUCCUUAG
Molecule: messenger RNA, 1356 nt
Organism: Parastagonospora nodorum SN15
Lineage: Eukaryota; Fungi; Ascomycota; Dothideomycetes; Pleosporales; Phaeosphaeriaceae
Exons: 2
Coding region: 1-1356 (451 amino acids)
Source: RefSeq, a predicted model, not a curated record